This is a messenger RNA of Didymosphaeria variabile, 1482 nucleotides long. RefSeq lists its product as uncharacterized. Gene Ontology annotation, molecular function: protein binding. The coding region runs from base 1 to 1482 and encodes 493 amino acids. The transcript has a single exon. The record is from RefSeq and is a predicted model, not a curated record. Lineage: Eukaryota; Fungi; Ascomycota; Dothideomycetes; Pleosporales; Didymosphaeriaceae.
AUGGGGGUACGUGUCCCGCCGAAGGUCCCCGGCGUUGGGCGCCAUGUCAAAACCAUAGCCAGCGUGGUCAUACUUCUGUGCAGUUUUUAUAUUGGAUUCACAAGUAUACAUAAAGGUUGGCUUGGGGCUGUGAACUUAAUACCAUACGUUAUCGUAUUCGGGUGGGGGUUUUGGCGGGAAGUGAAAGAGGAAGUGAGAAAGAAACGGUUCGAUGCUCACCUCAACGCUGAGCAACUGACUUCGAUCCUUGACCUGCGCCGCGUCGUGGAAGAUGUCGAAGCGCAUACGGAACGGAAGCGCACCUGGAAAAAUUACUCGACGCGACAGUACUGGAGGCUGUCCAAGCUACCGUCCAAGCCAUCGCUGGCUGAGAUCGAGACGGCGUUCAAAGAAAGCGAAGAAGCCGUUGGACCUUACGAUAUCAAUGUGCCUGCGGCGUUCAUCAACCUGCUCGAGGCAUCUCGCUCGCAGAAGGACCUGGAUUUGGAACGAAUGAUGAUGGAGAAAUAUAUCCACUUCUUCGAGCACAUGAUGGGAAACGACAACGAGAUCUUGAUCCCAGGCUUAGCACGAGCCGGACAAUUGCACUUCGCGGCGGGAGAGUACGAGAGAAGCGCAGAAGAAUUGACUCGGGCAGUGGAGCUGCAAAACCAACACCAACGCAAAGAUCCAAACUGUCGUGCUCUGAUGGAACGCUCUUACUUCAUGUGUAUCAGAAAGACGCGCGCGAUGGCUUACUUCACGGCUAAGGACUAUGAAGCUGCUGAGCCUCUUUGUGUCGAGCUGCUGACUGAAGCGGAGCAAGAGGAGGGCAUGCUAAACACCGAACCAUGGGGCACACAGAUGGUAAGAGGCAUGCUGAUAGGCGUAUACGUCAAACGGGGCUGGAAAGCGUUGGCCGUCCCAGAAGAUGUAACCUCUGCCAACGUCGUUCUCCGCUAUCUGCGCGAUGCGCUCAUACUCGUCGCAGUACAUCCGUCUUUCUACGCGCACAACCUCAAGCAAGUAGGAAGCCUCUUUAUUCGAGCCGGCAGAAUCGCCGACGGCAACAUGACCUUUAGAUUGGCAAACACUGUCCACGAAGCCGGCAAGCGAUCGGGAGUACAACAGCGCAACUGUCUAUGCUCAAUUGGAGAAGUCGAGAAGCACGAGUUCAAGAGAUGCGACGCUUGCUCCAAUACAAUCGGUCUCGGCGACAGGUGGUUCUUUUGCCGGACUUGCGCGGAUGUCGAUCUCUGCGCGGAAUGCUAUGUCUGGUUCGGAAAGGGCAAAGACGAUGAGUGGAUAGAUGUGGGGAAGUUUCCUAGAAAGUGUUGGGAGCAUGAGUUCUAUGAGGUUAGGGAAGAUGAAAAGGCGGAGGGAGUGAAGGUGGAGCAGUGGAUGGCGGAGAUGAUUCAGGUCCUCAGUCUUGAGUUGAAGGAUGCUGGACGUGGGAGUGGAGCUUCUGUACGACAGUUACAAAAUGUGGAUGCUCAAUGCUAG